Calliphora vicina (urban bluebottle blowfly) is the source of this 1500-nucleotide messenger RNA. It is a transcript of the gene Rpt3, whose product is annotated as 26S proteasome regulatory subunit Rpt3. NCBI's taxonomy places the organism in Eukaryota, Metazoa, Arthropoda, Insecta, Diptera, Calliphoridae. The transcript has 4 exons. Gene Ontology annotation, cellular component: proteasome regulatory particle, base subcomplex. The coding region runs from base 107 to 1336 and encodes 409 amino acids. The record is from RefSeq and is a predicted model, not a curated record. Gene Ontology annotation, biological process: proteasome-mediated ubiquitin-dependent protein catabolic process. Gene Ontology annotation, molecular function: ATP hydrolysis activity; proteasome-activating activity; ATP binding.
AUUUUGAGCAACUAUGGUUUUGCCGUGAAUUAUUUUAACAAGUCAUUGCAAUAUUUUGCAAAGUUCGAAGGAAAAUUUUUUGUUUUGUUAGUAAAUAUAACUAAUAAUGGAAACUUUAUCACAAGAAAAGGAAGAGACAUUCGAUUUUAAAUUGAAAGAUGCUCACAGUUCACUGGAUGAAUUGGAUGUCGAUGAUCUAUAUGUACGCUACAAGAAAUUGCAAAAAACUCUAGAAUUUCUAGAAGUUCAGGAAGAGUAUAUUAAGGAUGAGCAAAGAAAUCUGAAAAAAGAAUAUCUUCAUGCUCAAGAGGAAGUAAAACGUAUUCAGUCGGUUCCUCUUGUAAUUGGUCAAUUUUUGGAAGCUGUCGACCAGAAUACUGGUAUUGUUGGUUCCACGACAGGUUCAAAUUAUUAUGUUCGUAUUUUGUCAACAAUUGAUCGCGAAUUGUUGAAACCGUCAGCAUCCGUUGCCCUGCAUAAGCAUAGUAAUGCCUUGGUUGAUGUGUUACCUCCAGAAGCCGAUAGUUCGAUUUCAAUGUUGCAACCGGAUGAAAAGCCAGAUGUUAGUUAUGCAGAUAUUGGUGGUAUGGAUAUGCAGAAACAAGAAAUACGAGAAGCUGUUGAACUGCCGCUAACACACUUUGAAUUGUAUAAACAAAUUGGUAUCGAUCCGCCCCGUGGUGUUCUUAUGUACGGGCCCCCUGGUUGCGGUAAAACCAUGUUAGCUAAAGCUGUGGCCCAUCACACAACUGCAUCGUUCAUUAGAGUCGUAGGAUCCGAAUUUGUCCAAAAAUAUCUUGGUGAAGGUCCACGUAUGGUUCGCGAUGUAUUCCGUUUAGCCAAGGAAAAUGCGCCAGCAAUCAUUUUUAUAGAUGAAAUUGAUGCUAUUGCCACAAAACGUUUUGAUGCUCAGACUGGCGCCGAUCGUGAAGUACAACGUAUUCUUUUGGAAUUACUUAAUCAAAUGGAUGGCUUUGAUCAGACAACAAACGUUAAAGUUAUAAUGGCUACAAAUCGUGCUGACACUUUGGAUCCGGCCUUACUUCGUCCUGGUCGUUUAGACAGAAAAAUUGAAUUCCCAUUGCCCGACAGACGUCAAAAACGUUUAGUAUUUUCGACAAUCACUUCCAAGAUGAACUUGAGCGAAGAUGUUGACUUGGAAGAAUUUGUUGCAAGACCAGAUAAGAUAUCGGGUGCUGACAUUAAUGCAAUUUGUCAGGAAGCUGGUAUGCAUGCAGUUAGAGAAAAUCGUUACAUUGUUUUGUCGAAGGACUUUGAAAAAGGCUAUAAGAACAACAUCAAGAAAGACGAACAGGAACAUGAAUUCUACAAAUAAGAAAAAUAUAUAUGUAUGUUCAUCUAUUUUUUGUAAUUAAAACUCAUUUCAUUAAAAUAAGUGUAUUUUAAUAUGCUUAUAUCCGUUGUAUAAUCCAAAAUUUAAUGUGACUCAUGAAGUUGUCCAUUUAAAUAAAAUCUAAAAAAAUAAUUGUGAGUAUUGGA